Molecule: messenger RNA, 1371 nt
Organism: Gilbertella persicaria
Lineage: Eukaryota; Fungi; Mucoromycota; Mucoromycetes; Mucorales; Choanephoraceae
Product: 26S proteasome subunit RPN7-domain-containing protein
Exons: 4
Coding region: 316-1341 (341 amino acids)
Biological process (GO): proteasome-mediated ubiquitin-dependent protein catabolic process
Cellular component (GO): proteasome regulatory particle
Molecular function (GO): protein binding
Source: RefSeq, a predicted model, not a curated record
AUAGAAGUGAUGACGUAUAUACGCACAAAAAAGGAUGCGGACGACGGAGAUUGAAAUGAUAGUCCAUUGGAUGAAUUCAAUGCUGUACGCGUGUUCACUUAGAUUUUUUUUUUAUUCCUUAUUAAACAUGUCUACUGUUAUUGACGAAAACCAAGUACCCAAGAUUCCUAAUCUUGCUCUUGCCCAUCACCGUUUCAUCAUUAAUCAAGGUCCAGCUGAAUUAAAAGAGGAUGCAAAGAACACGCUUUUUGAAGCCAUCAAAGAAAACAGUAGGUGACAUGACUAUCAAAUCACAGUAUCUUAUACAGAAUAGAUAUGGCGCCCUUCUACAAGGUUAUGGUAGAGGAACUCCAAGCACCUUUUGACCAAGCUUUGUAUGAUAGUAUGGUGGCAAAGAACACGGAAGAAUUGAAAAAAAUGGACGAUAAAGCAGUUGAUGCUGAGCAAAACCAAGGUGAAACAGAAGUCAACGAAGCCUUUUUGGCCAAAGCUGAUUACUAUGCCAAGAUCGGUGACAAAGAAAAUGCUUUAUCAGCCUAUGAAGCUUUACUUAAGCGAUCUAUCACAUUAGGCACACGUAUUGAUGUUGUCUUUACAUUUGUCCGUAUUGGUUUGUUUUUCAGCGAUAAUGCACUUGUUCGUUCCAACAUUGAAAAGCUUCGAGAAUUGAUUGAACAAGGUGGUGAUUGGGAUCGUCGUAACCGUCUCAAGGUAUAUGAAGGUGUCUAUCUCAUGUCCAUUCGCGACUUCAAGGGUGCUGCUCUCUUGUUUUUGGAUACCUUGAGUACAUUCACAAGCACUGAAAUCAUGUCCUAUCAAGAUUUCGUUAAAUAUGCUGUCUUGACCAGUUUGAUCAGCAUGAAGCGUGUUGAUAUUAAGAAGCGAGUCCUUGAUGCCCCAGAGAUUUUGGAAGUGAUUUCUGAUAUUCCUCAUCUUGAAGACUUUAUGGCUAGUUUAUACAACUGUAAAUACGAUCAAUUCUUCCGUGCAUUAGCUGCUGUUGAACAAUCUCAUUUGCGUACAUCGCGUUAUCUUUUCCCUCACAUGCGUUAUUAUGUGCGUGAAAUGCGUAUCUUGGCUUAUGCUCAAUUAUUAGAGAGUUAUAGAUCAUUGACAGUGACAAGUAUGGCACAAGCCUUUGGUGUGAGUGAAGCAUACAUUGAUCAGGAUCUUUAUAAAUUCAUUGCAGCUAGUCGUCUUAAUUGUGUCAUUGACAAAGUGAAUGGUAUCAUUGAAACAAACAGACCUGACGCAAAGAAUGCUCAAUACCAAGCUGUUAUCAAGCAAGGCGAUGUCUUGUUGAACAGAGUUCAAAAGUUGAGUCGAGUUAUUGAUGUUUAAAUAAAAUUCUCUUUUUAUACACAUUGAAAA